Molecule: messenger RNA, 1257 nt
Organism: Cladocopium goreaui
Lineage: Eukaryota; Dinophyceae; Suessiales; Symbiodiniaceae
Source: the annotation of a GenBank genome assembly
AUGCCAUGCGCAUUGAGGUUGAUUGCACGCUUGAAGUCAGGGCAGGUCUUCUCUAGUGUGGAGCACGGCCUCUUCGGGGAGGAAAAUGGAGUCGAAUGGAAUCUUCGAUGCAGAGAGAUCCUAGACCAGGGGGCGGAGUUCUUCGUGGACAACUACAGUCCUCGCAUCAUGUUCCUGAAGCGCCUCUUGGUGUGCUAUGCCCUUUGUGGUGUCUACUAUAGCGAGGCUGGAAAUGCGGAGCAACUGGGAGAUCCCUGGCCCUAUCCAAUUGCCGGGACCUCGGGACCUCCGUUGCUUCAGUUCGCGUCAGUGCUGGGCCACGGCUCCCGCGUGUUGAUUCGCCUGGAGGACGUUGACAGCUCGGAAUUCCUGAACUACCUUUUGACCGGAGAUCCUCACAUUGUGGACUGGAAAGAUCACAAACCACCAAUGCCCAUCCAGCGACGCAUUGCUGCCACUCACUCUGUGGAGCUCACAGAGACAGGAACCAUCGUGGAGAAGAAGCUUCGCGUCACGAAUGUGGCCGAUGCGGUGAGAUGCAUCAACGGAAAUCACAUGGGAUUGAAUCUCCCAAUUGGAGGAGUUGGGAAUCCCUCGCCCUUGGGGCCGAACUGCCUUGUAAGCUUUCACGGUGAAGUUCUCAGCAGGAAGCACGCAAUGUCCAGUGUACCAUCCUUGCUGUCGCGUUUUGCCCUUCCUUGGCGAAAGUCUGAAGAUACUACCGCCAUUUCAGGGCCAAUCUCAGAGGCCUCCGAGAUUUCGGGUUCCAGCAAAGUGAGCCGCGAGGAUUGGAAAGUGGAGCGCCGUGUUCAAAGUGGCCAUCUCUACAUCCGCACAGAUGACUUCGGGGAUGUUUCAUCUGCCAGAAGCUCCAUCAUGGCGACGAAGGAGUCCAACGACCCACGCAGUCGCUUCAAGAUGGACAAGGAGCUGGCACAUGUGCGGAUGGCAAAGGCACGUCAGCAGGCGGAGCUGCGGUCAGACAUGCUGGCGGGAGACCUUUGUUUCCCUGCAGGGGUGCCACAGCUGAACACCAGGAAGUCUCGCUCAGCCACCAGGCGGAUGCUGGGUCAAGUCUCAUUACUCCGCGUGAACUCUGAGCCCGACUUGCGAUCCAGUGUGAGUGAAGGAGCAACUGCAGAGGAUAUUGUUUGGGUCGGUCAAGCCUUAGUGGCACGACAAAACAUGCCGCUGGUCACACCGCCCUCGGCGACGGCACUCAAGACCGGGCUGCAGGGCCAUGGGAACCGAUGGUGA